AUUUAGUCGUGGCGUUGGAACGCCCCCUUUACCAUGGGUCGUUGGGCGCGUGCGCGAACAAUUUGACAUAGACUAGCACAGCACCUCAGCCUCUUUCAGUGUAGCAGAAGUGUCACUGAACACGCCCGUAUCUCAGCGCUUCAGUGCAUUAUAUUCAUAUACAACUACAUCAUUCAUCACACGAUUUUUUUCUUCGCGCAAGCUGGGCGGGCGUGGCAACGCCUGCUGUUCCGCGACGAACAAACGCACAAACAUAUUCACCGCGGUGAACAACUUCUUCGCUGAUUCGCCACUGGUGAAUCAGCUCAAAGGUAUCAUGACGAGACAAACAAACAGCAGUGGAGGAGAGCCGGGCCCUCCAGAUGAAUCCCGCGCCAGCAACAGAGACCCGCCAGCACUGUCGCUCAGCACUUCAGACAGUCAGCAGCUACCGGAGCAGGCGUCUCCGAACAAGCCGGCCCGCCAGGUGACCUUCCUGAAGCCGGCUGCCGACACCACGCUCGACAGGAAGGCCUCCAUCGUGGACGAGACCUCCGGCAUCACCAGGACGCAAAUGAAAGAAUUCCGUGAGGCAUUCCGCCUGUUCGACAAGGAUGGCGACGGCACCAUCACGAAGGAGGAGCUCGGCAGAGUGAUGCGCAGCCUCGGGCAGUUCGCCAGGGUCGAGGAGCUGCAGGACAUGCUGCAGGAGGUCGACAGCGAUGGCGACGGCAACGUCAGCUUCGAGGAGUUCGUGAGCAUCCUGUCCAAGUCCAUGAGUGGCCCUGCAGGGAACACCAGCUCCGCUGAGCAGGAGGAGAGGGAACUGCGGGACGCGUUCAGAGUGUUCGACAAACACAACCGCGGGUACAUCUGUGCCUCCGACCUGAGGGCCGUCCUCCAGUGCUUGGGAGAGGACUUGUCUGAGGAAGAGAUCGAGGACAUGAUCAAAGAGGUGGACGCAGACGGCGAUGGCCGCAUUGAUUUCCUUGAAUUCGUCCGCGCCCUGGGCGAGCCUGAGGACGCGUGUGAUGAUGAAGACGAGGACGACACGACUGACGGACCAGACCUCAUGCUGCAGCGGCCUGUAGCUGCCAACUAAACUGACGAUAUCAACACGUAGCCAGGAUUAGGAAGACAUACCACUAUCUAGGACAAAAAUUAUACAUGUAAAGAUCAAGCCAGGAUGCAUGCAACACAUGAAAUUAUACCUAUCUAUAAAGACAGAUAAUAUUUUAAAUGUGUCUAAUUGAUUAAGCAGCAAGCUAUUGACGAUUAUCCUAAAAUCAUCAUCAUUAUAAGUGGCCACUGUUGACCAAAGGCCUCUUCUCACACGGAGAAGGUUUGAGCAUUAAUCAAUACACCACGCUUAUCUACUCAAUACCUACGGGUAUCCUAAAUUACCUACGUAGAAAUAUGUAGUUAUUCACUUUGUUAACAUUGUUAACCGCCCAGUUAUACCUAUAUCAACUACCGUGCCCAUGGCGCGCGGAUACAAAUCGAAAAAAUUAUAUCUACACUAAAUAAGGAGGAGCAAUCGUGUGAAUAGAACGAAAAAAUCAUGCUUAUUUUCUAUCGCAGCAAUACGACAUGAGCGACAGGAACACGGAAAAUAUUAGUAGAUUGAAGGAUUAAGCUCAAAAAUAAAGGAAAUCUAAUCCUGGCUACGUAAAAUAUCGACCGCUUUACGCUAAAGCUGGCUUUAAUUAUUUAUUACGUUGUUUAUUACUAAAGUACGGCAGAUUUUAUGGAGUUUGUGCGCGCCUAAAACAAACUUCGAAUCAAUAUUAAAGAUUUUGUGACCAAUUCCUAGCAUGAUGCAGCCUUUUGAGGUAUCUAUAAAAUCCAGUGGCUAGCGCCCCACUCGGUACGUUUACAGCGGGGCCCCAGUGAGUUCAUGCACCCACAAAACUGCUUGGGGCCCAUUGUCAAAAUUAUAUAUUGCACCCCGUGGAGGUCAGAUACGAUUAUCGUAAAAUAAAAAUAUUUGUCCAGGUCCUAAUAAUUUGUAGAUAUUUGGUAUUAUAUAGUAAGCAAUAACUUGACUCAAUAUUUAAUUUAUUUUUGUGUCUAAAUAUUAUUAUACAGAUAUUCAAGUUACAUUAUAAUGGAAACCUACCAGCUACCCAAUCAAUUGCUUGAUCUUAAAAGGACUGGACUAUUUUUUUUUUUCAUCAUAGAUAUACAGGAAUUUUUGAUUAAUAAAAUAAAAUUGAAGUGUGGCUUGUCGCCUGUAAAUAGCUUGCAGAAAAGUGUAACGUUUUUCUUUUUUAAUCAACUUAAAAUUUUUCAAUCAUUCAUUCAUUAAUAUCUACAUUUUUAAUAUCAAACCCCAUAUAUUGUAGAAUUGAUAAAAAUAUUUAUUAAAAAAUAACAACGAAAGUUUCCCAAAAUCGAAUAUUUCAGCUGUUAUCAAAAUAAUUGUUAAUAUUUUAUUUCCAAAUAAAAAUAUCUUAAUUCAUAGUACUUAAUAAUGUGACUGUUUAUUCUACUGAAGUUCAACACGUUUGUGAAAUUUGUGGAAAUAUUUUACAUACCAGUUCUAAUUAAUAAGUAGAAUAUUUUCACAAAAUAAUGAAACAUUUGUCUUUAUAAGAGAUUAACUAUCUACGAACCACUACUGGAAAGCUAGGGUUUUGUAUUUUACUCAUACUAUCAGCUAAAUAAAAUACCUACAAUACAUACAACACUAACCAAUGAAUGCCGUUUCUAACAGAAAGAAACGUAAGGCCUAUCGACGCCGUAGCCCAUACGGUAAAAAAUAAAAUUGAGUGAUUUUUCCAUGAAACACCAAUUUUUUAUUAACAUAAUGAAUUGUAAAUAUUUUGUCCUUUUUACUCUUUCAAAUUACUGUAUUGACGAGUGAGAUAGUUGCAACGUAAAUCUUACCUUGCUUGUGACUAUUUUAAGAAUAAUUACUAUUUACAUUUCGUAUAUUUACUGGCUUAAUGUUUUUGCCUCUCAUUAGAAAUAAUAAGAAUUAAAUAAAUUACUGUGCUGGGUAAAGUGUAGUAAUACUUUUUGUUAAUUUACCUAAAGACGCCACUUGCGGCCCACUGAUUAAGUACAGGGGCCCCGUCGAGUUCAAAACGGGGGCCCAAACGCAAAGUACCUAAUUUAAAUAUUUGAAAAUGUUUGUGCCAAAUAUGGAUAAAUAAAAAAACACUAUUUUUAGUUUCUCAGUGAAUAAACUAUGUGCUAAUUUUACCCAGCACUGUAAAUCCUAGAAUUAUUUUUUAAAUAUCUCCUUCAAGAUUUUACCUAUCAAUAAUAUUAUCUUAUAUCAACUAUUUAUACCUCAAAGUUUUCAACAUAUCCUAACAAGAAUUUACAUAUAAUCAGAGCUUUUAUUUGUCUAAUAAAAUGCAUGAAUAGAUAUUAAAAUUAAUGAUAUUUCGCAAAUAUUGAUGUUGUACAUGAAUAAUACAGAACCAAUAUACAAAUAAAAUGUUCUAGAAACAA
Spodoptera frugiperda (fall armyworm) is the source of this 3441-nucleotide messenger RNA. Its product is annotated as neo-calmodulin. Lineage: Eukaryota; Metazoa; Arthropoda; Insecta; Lepidoptera; Noctuidae. The coding region runs from base 317 to 1081 and encodes 254 amino acids. The transcript has 8 exons. The record is from RefSeq and is a predicted model, not a curated record. Gene Ontology annotation, molecular function: enzyme regulator activity; calcium ion binding.